AUGCACGUCAAUGCUAACCGUACAGAUGCUACCAACCGAGACUGGAGUCUUACACAUGUUUCGCAUGUUACCGCUUGGGAUAAUAGACUCAAUUAUAUUAUUGAUUAUCCAUAUGCCAGUGACAGUCAGACUACAGAAGAUGGUUAUUUUGAGUGGUAUGAACUGCACACACGUCGUUUCAUAUCACCGAUUACCCCAUCUGAUCGUACAGGAUUUCAGGUUGGAGGUCAGAUUUCAAUGGAUACAGUGAUUCAGCAUCUUCGAUCGUUGAUUGUUUCUGUUGAUGGCGGAGACAUGCCCCGGGAUGGCUAUCGUUCGUAUUUACCGACUCUCAGAACAUGUCUUAAUGUCUUAGAGUCUCGACACGGACCUUCAGAUAGGCCUCAAUCUGAGAUGCCUUAUACUCAGACUCACACUCAGACUCAGACUCAUAUACCACUUUCUCAAAUGCCUCAGUCACAGACUCAGAUGUACGCUGGCGAGGCAUGA
This is a messenger RNA of Erythranthe guttata (spotted monkey flower), 489 nucleotides long. NCBI's taxonomy places the organism in Eukaryota, Viridiplantae, Streptophyta, Magnoliopsida, Lamiales, Phrymaceae. The record is from RefSeq and is a predicted model, not a curated record.